This is a messenger RNA of Calidris pugnax (ruff), 3926 nucleotides long. RefSeq names its product ADAM metallopeptidase with thrombospondin type 1 motif 15 (gene ADAMTS15). Gene Ontology annotation, molecular function: zinc ion binding; metalloendopeptidase activity. The coding region runs from base 1 to 2802 and encodes 933 amino acids. Gene Ontology annotation, biological process: proteolysis; extracellular matrix organization. The record is from RefSeq and is a predicted model, not a curated record. NCBI's taxonomy places the organism in Eukaryota, Metazoa, Chordata, Aves, Charadriiformes, Scolopacidae. The transcript has 11 exons.
AUGCUGUCGCUGCUGCCGCUGUUGCUGUUGGGCGCCCCGGGGUUGAGCCUGCCUUCGGGGGGGCCCCCGGGGGACACGGAGCUUGUCACCCCCCUCCGCUUGGACCCCGAUAUCAACGGGCGCUCUUACUUCAGCUGGGGACCCGGUGGUGGGGGGACAGUGGACGGUGGCUGGGCCAAGUGGGCGCCCUAUGGACCGUGCUCGAGGACCUGUGGUGGUGGGGUCCAGCUGGCCAAGAGGGACUGCACCCACCCCGUGCCAGCCAACGGGGGCUCCUACUGCGAGGGUGUCCGUGUCAAGUACCGCUCCUGCAACCUGGACCCCUGCCCCGCUGCAGUGCCAGGGAAGAGCUUCCGUGAGGAGCAGUGUGAAGCUUUCAACGGCUACAGCCACAGCACCAACCGACUCACCGCCUCCGUCUCCUGGGUCCCCAAAUACUCCGGCGUCUCGCCCCGAGAUAAAUGCAAGCUCAUCUGCCGGGCUAACGGCACCGGCUACUUCUACGUGCUGGCUCCCAAGGUUGGUGAAGGACCUCCAGGGUCAGCAUCUGGGCUGGAGGAUGACUCCGCCAAGCGUUUCGCCUCGGUCCCCCGUUACGUGGAGACCUUGGUGGUGGCCGACGAGUCGAUGGUGAAGUUCCACGGGGACGACCUCCAGCACUACCUGCUCACCUUGAUGGCCACCGCCGCCCGGCUCUACAAGCACCCCAGCAUCCGUAACCCCAUCCAGAUCUCCGUCGUCAAGUUCCUCCUCAUCGGGCAGGACGACAAAGGGCCCAAGGUGACGGGCAACGCCGCCCUCACCCUCCGCAACUUCUGCGCCUGGCAGAAGAAGUGGAACAAGGUCAGCGACAAGCACCCCGAGUACUGGGACACCGCCAUCCUCUUCACCAAGCAGGACCUUUGUGGGGCCACCACCUGUGACACGCUGGGGAUGGCGGACGUGGGCACCAUGUGUGACCCCAAGCGCAGUUGCUCCGUCAUCGAGGACGACGGGCUGCCCUCAGCUUUCACCACGGCCCACGAGCUGGGCCACGUCUUCAACAUGCCCCAUGACAACGUGAAGGCCUGUGAGGAGGUCUUCGGUCGGCUGAAGACCAACCACAUGAUGUCUCCCACCCUCAUCCAGAUCGACCGUGCCAACCCCUGGUCAGCCUGCAGUGCUGCCAUCAUCACUGACUUCCUCGACAGCGGCCACGGAGAUUGCUUGCUGGACCAGCCUGCCAAACCCAUCCCGCUGCCCGAAGACCUACCGGGGACGAGCUACAGCCUGAACCAGCAGUGUGAGCUGGCCUUUGGGGUGGGCUCCAAGCCCUGCCCCUACAUGCAGUACUGUGCCAAGCUCUGGUGCACGGGCAAAGCCCGGGGACAAAUCGUCUGCCAGACCCGACACUUCCCCUGGGCGGACGGCACCGGCUGCGGGGAGGGUCGCUUCUGCUUGAAGGGGGCCUGCGUUGAGAGGCAUAACAUCAGUAAGUACAGGGUGGACGGUGGCUGGGCCAAGUGGGCGCCCUAUGGACCGUGCUCGAGGACCUGUGGUGGUGGGGUCCAGCUGGCCAAGAGAGACUGCACCCACCCCGUGCCAGCCAACGGGGGCUCCUACUGCGAGGGUGUCCGUGUCAAGUACCGCUCCUGCAACCUGGACCCCUGCCCCGCUGCAGUGCCAGGGAAGAGCUUCCGUGAGGAGCAGUGUGAAGCUUUCAACGGCUACAGCCACAGCACCAACCGACUCACCGCCUCCGUCUCCUGGGUCCCCAAAUACUCCGGCGUCUCGCCCCGAGAUAAAUGCAAGCUCAUCUGCCGGGCUAACGGCACCGGCUACUUCUACGUGCUGGCUCCCAAGGUUGUGGAUGGCACCCCUUGCUCCCCAGACUCCACCUCCGUCUGCGUCCAGGGCAAAUGCAUCAAGGCUGGCUGCGACGGGAAGCUGGGCUCCAAGAAGAAGUUUGACAAGUGCAGCGUGUGUGGAGGAGACAACAAGAGCUGCAAGAAGGUCUCGGGCUUGUUCACCAAACCCAUGCACGGCUACAACUUCGUGGUGGUCAUCCCGGCGGGCGCCUCCAACAUCGACAUCAGGCAGAGGGGCUACAAAGGGCUCAUCAGCGAUGACAACUACCUGGCCCUGAAGAACGGGCAGGGCAAGUACCUGCUGAAUGGCCACUUCAUCGUCUCGGCCGUGGAGAGGGACCUGAUGGUGAAGGGCAGCGUCCUGCGCUACAGCGGCACCGGCACCGCCGUGGAGAGCCUCCAAGCCUUCAAACCCAUCCAAGAACCCUUGACUUUGGAGGUGCUCUCCGUGGGGAAGAUGACCCCUCCUCGGGUACGCUACUCCUUCUACCUCCCCAAGGAGAGCAAGGAGGACAAGUCCUCCUACAAGAAGGAAGGGGGCAAGACCCCGCCGGACCUCAACAACAGCGUCCUCAGCCUCUCCAACCGUUUGGACGGGGGGAGACCCAGCUACAAGCGUCCUUCUUACAAGUGGGCAGCUGGGGGUUGGGAGGCUUGCUCCGUCACCUGUGGGGAUGGCUUGCAGAAGAGGUCGGUGGCUUGCCGUGACUCCUACGGCCAACCGGCCGCCGAGUGCGAUGCCGCCCAACGACCGGCCGACGUCCGGCUCUGUGGGGAACCUUGCCCGGUUUGGGAAGCUGGACCUUGGUCUCCUUGCUCCAAGAGCUGUGGUCGAGGUUUCAAGAGGAGGGGGCUGAAGUGUUGGGUCCCCGGAGGACGCCUGCUGCCCCGGGAGAGUUGCAAUUUUCGGAGGAAGCCCCAGGAGCUGGAUUUUUGCACCUUGAGGCCUUGCUGAGCGGGUGGAGGAGGCAUCUGAGAGGGAAGGGCACGGCGUUCCCCAUGGCUGGAUGCAGCCGAGGGGGUGGGGAAGAGGGAGAGAUGUCCAUAGCACAUAGUAAACGGGGCUGGGGGGAAAAGAAAUGGAAAAGCAAAGAAAAAAAGGGGAAAAAAAAAAGGGACCUGGGUGUGGGGACAGAGCACGCACACCCCACGUGCCCGGGAGAGAGGGAUUUUUGGUUUUUUUGGUGUUUUUUUGUUUUUUUUAACCGACCAGGUCACUCGGAGACAGGGCGGGAACGAACAUCUACCUCGAAGCCGCCGAGCGACGCGGAAACCCAGUGGCUGGGAGUUGUGGGGAAAAGGGGUUGGAUGGAUGGGAAGGAAAGGGGGGAGGAAUCUCCAUCCCGGGAUGGGGAUGGAUCCCGGGCCAGGCAGGGAGAAGCCCCUAAAUUGCACAGUCCAAACCUCCCCCCACCCCAACUUCCCCGGGGCCAAGCCUACCUCCCCCAACACUCCUCCUAAAAGGGACCAAAAAAGGAUUUACCAAUGCAACGACGGCAAAUCCUACUGUCCAGCCACUGGUGUGAUGAGUUGUUGGGCCUGAUGCCUCCAGGGCUCGCUGGUGAGGACUUUUCCAGGUCUGGGAGAGCCAGGCUGGCAGGUGGUGGCUUUAUUUUCGUUUUCUCCUCGUGUUUAUGACCUGACCAGUGUAGAUUUUAUGGUGCUUAACUCUGUAUUUUUUAUUUUUUUUUUGGUUGUUGUUUUAACCUCCUUCCCUCCCCUCCCCGAGGGAUGUAACCCUUGCAUAGUGGGGAUGGUGUUAUUCCUUGGGGGGGACUUUAUUUCCCAUCCUAUGGUGCUUCGGUCCAGGGCAGGUUGGAAAACCACCCGCCUGAGGUUUUUCAGGGUUCAAAAAGGAUCACUACGGACCUGAGAUCUGAGCUGUCAUUCCAAAAAAAAACCCCAAAAAAGACCCAACAAGCAACUGUACUGUGGUACCACGGGGUCAGCCCCACCAGUCACCGGUACUUGACUCCGCUCUGGAAAUGGUGCUCGCUGCUUAAUGGGACCAGUAUGCCAUGCCCAAACACCUCUGCCCUCCACGCUUUGGGCCAGGCUGGGCUAUUUUUCCUUCUGUGU